UAACUAACGCCCGAUCGCGAUGCUUCGUGAAGCAAAAGCAUAAUGUCCAGCUCGGAAUCCUCGAACAGUUCGCCUAAUCAAGCUAUAUUAAUGAUGCAAAAGGAAGACCUCACGUUGUACGGAUCGCCUGCACCUAUGCGUUUAAGCCGUACUGGCACAGUACGACGCGCCGCGACGCUGGCCUCCAGAGAAGAACGCGGAAGUGUUGACGACACCAGUGUUGUUCUUAAAUCCGAGCAUCCAGCACUAGACCACAAUGUACCCGAACGAUAUCGUAAGUCCUUGGACAGUACGUACAGACACAGCUUAGAAUCGAUAUCUGAAUAUAAACCAAAACACUCCUUCUCUUCCGCGUCCCUGAUCACCGCCAGAGACGGAGGAUCAAUUGAAUCCACCACCUCUGACUGCACAGAUUACGCCGUGCGAAGUGCAACCGACGUCGUUAACAAAGAAAACACCCUCGCGAGCGCCAGCUCCAGCUACAUCAGCUGGAUCGAAAGUGUUAACAGCAGCGAUUACUUCGGCUCCACGACCAAUACGCUCAGCGACACCGUCGAUCCAGAAGCAAAAGUAGGUGAAUGGAACAAUUUUUGGCUAAAUUACAACAGUCCCAAUAACAGAUACCUAUCUAGCCCGUACCUGUGCAUCUCGAAUGAAGAAAAACAGGCGGAAGACCUUUCGGACGGUAAAAGCACAUCGAGCACCCAAAAAGAUUUUAACGAAAAACGCAACUCCUUGGAUCAGCUCUUUCUCUCCCAGGAAGAAUUGCAAGAGGCGAUCAAGUGCUCGCAAAGGAUCACGGAAAUUUUACAGCACGCGUUGAAACGAAACGAAAUCGAGGUUGACGAGUCCAAGAACGACUCCUCCUACUCGCAGCCGUUCGCUUUUCUAUUCUCCGGCUUUCGUUCGAAGGAGGAGAUUCAGAAGGAAAGAGUGCGCUCCUACUCGCUGGAGCCGCAGCAGCUCCUUAGACAGAAGCAAAUGCUGAAACCGCCGAACGCGUCUGGGAGUAGUUGCGUAAAUGUGCUUCUAAAUACGGGCAUCGCCGAUAUUUUAAAGAAGGUCAUUAGCAAGCGACGCGAGGUCGUCACCUCGGACGAUCAGCUAUCCACACCGCGCAGCAGCUUUUCAGACUGGUCGACGAAUAAAUAGUAUAACUUGCAAUAUAUUCGCGAAAAGCUCGCCGAUAAAACGUUAUACAUGCAUUGCAAAAUUAAACGGAGAUUCAGUUGGCAACACUGACAUUUUGGUGUACGGCGCAGUAGACAGUUCUAGACGCUUUGCGCAAGUUUAUAGUUCCAUGUUAAGUGCCAACGUUUACUAAUUUGAUGUGUGAUGACCUUGGGAUUAUCUGAACGUGGGCGACAUUUGUCGCCAUUUACGGACAUAAGUUUUUAUGUUGUUAGUUACCUGAAGUUGAUGCGCUUCCGUAUUAUUUGUUCACAU
This is a messenger RNA of Photinus pyralis (common eastern firefly), 1446 nucleotides long. RefSeq lists its product as uncharacterized. Lineage: Eukaryota; Metazoa; Arthropoda; Insecta; Coleoptera; Lampyridae. The record is from RefSeq and is a predicted model, not a curated record. The transcript is spliced from 2 exons. The coding region runs from base 43 to 1152 and encodes 369 amino acids.